Molecule: messenger RNA, 990 nt
Organism: Adineta ricciae
Lineage: Eukaryota; Metazoa; Rotifera; Eurotatoria; Adinetida; Adinetidae
Source: the annotation of a GenBank genome assembly
AUGUCCUACCGUUUUGCCUAUCCGAAUGGUGGAGCUGCACUUGGCUAUAAUGUUGAUCCAACAUUGAUGUCGGCUGGCUAUCCGAACUCAUACGAUGAUCGCCAAAGUUCCUAUUCACCGGAAUCGUUCUCAUCAGAUACUGAGAGUACAGACAGUUAUGAAUAUCGAGGUCGAAUGAUUACACGAGAAAUGAAAUGUCCACGUGACGUAGUACGCGCUCAAACACCGCCCCCGAUCAUUAAACGUGUCGUCGAACGCGCUCCAACACCUGAAGCACUUGUCAUGGAACGUGUAAUUAUUCGGCCACAGCCCCAGGAGAUCGUCGAGCGUGUUAUUGAACAACCACGUACACCACCACCACGCAUUAUCGAGAAAGAAAUGCAUGAAGAAGCACCGCCACCAAUUGUUCGAACACGAGUAAUCAAAGUUGAUCGACCAGUUCGUAGCGGUUUCAGUCAACCAGGCUCACCCUACAGCAAUCCUUGCAAUGCACUACCAUCCUUUUCCAAUGGUAUGAUGGCUUCGGGUAAUCCCUAUCAUACACAAUCGAUCGCUGGUUCGAUCGGGCGGCCCGCUCUAGUUCACAACGCUCUUGAACACAAUCCAAGUUUCUCAUCGGAUUCAAGUUUCGAAUACAUUCAAUCGUCACCGAUGGCACCAGGUGCACAGCAACCAGUGCCAAUGAUGAUGUUAUCUGCACCGCAACAACCCCAGUCAAUGAGUAUGAUGCCACAGCAAGCUCAACAACAACAACAACUUAUGUAUCGACCGGUUCAAAUACCACCAUCAUCAUACGUUCCUCAAAACUACAUGUAUUCUGUUCCUCGUCAAGGUAUGGCAUUCGGAUAUCAUCCAAUGAUGCAACAAGGCCGGAUGCUUCCAAACGGUAUGCCUAUGAUGGCGGCUGGUCAAACACUUCCAACGCCAACAAGUAAUUUCUCCAAUCCAUUAUCAUUAUUUAAUCCAAUGGCUCAGCAAAUGGUCUAUUAG